This is a messenger RNA of Aphanomyces invadans, 2284 nucleotides long. RefSeq lists its product as hypothetical. The transcript is spliced from 15 exons. Gene Ontology annotation, molecular function: ATP-dependent diacylglycerol kinase activity. NCBI's taxonomy places the organism in Eukaryota, Oomycota, Saprolegniomycetes, Saprolegniales, Verrucalvaceae. The coding region runs from base 21 to 2141 and encodes 706 amino acids. The record is from RefSeq and is a predicted model, not a curated record.
GGGACAAAAACCGAGGCUUGAUGCAGCAUGGUCCCAACUUUUCGUCAUUGGGGGCGCUGGCAGCGCCGCGGCUCGACCUGUGGUGGCUAUACCUGGCACUUGCAGUAGCCGUGGGCUUCAUGUACGACCCGCUCGCGCUUCGGUUGCCUCUGCACUCGUGGAGUCUCGUUGGUGACUUCUGGUGGCUGAACAUGCCGUUCUUGGCGAUUGCAGGGCUUGUGUGCAUCUAUGCGACCGUUCGUCGGCUUGUCUACUUCUUUAGCAAGCCUUCGUUUCGUGAAGGGCCUUACAUCCUUGGGCGACAUCAAUGGCGCGCUAGCACCCGCGCAGGACCAUUGUGGUGCAAUGUAUGCGAGUCGCUCGUAAUUGGUAUCCGCAGCUACGUGGUCAAUUGCGACAUUUGCGGCAUCACCGCCCAUGGUCCAUGCGCUCUGCGUCACAUGCGAGCCAAUUCCAAGCAAAAGUGCGCAUGCAAAUUGGCUGCGAUUCCAUCGACUUGCGACAAGAACACGCUGAAAGCGUAUCGCGAGCAUGUGUGGGUCAAAGGCAACACCGAUCCGCUGGACACGUGUCAUCUUUGCGGCUUGUUCUGUGGCAACAUCCUCGCGCUUUCGGCCAUGCAGUGCAUCUGGUGCCACCGUCGCGUGCACGAAUCGUGCUUUGAAUCGAGCGGCGUCGGGAAUGCCGUGUGCGACUACGGUCCUCAUCGACAGCUCGUGCUUCCUCCGACGUCCAUUCGAGUCAACAGCGACCCCGAGCCCCCUACAAAUGCCCUCUCCACCGUCAAGAACGCCGUCAAGAACAUGAAAAUGUCGUCGCUACGGAAACAAUCCAACUCUACCAUGCUCAUCACCGAGGACGGAUCGACGCAGACCAUGGCGAUACAGCGCAGCAAGACUCUUCAACAAAUCCUUCCGCCGAUCACGGAAGGAAUCGGCUGUUUGCUGCCGUACACAAUCGAGCCCCCUCCAGACGCGACGCCGCUCUUGGUUUUUAUCAACAGCCGAAGCGGGGGCCAAAUGGGAGUGUACGUGCUCCAGCAACUGCGAAGGUGGCUUAACCCACUGCAAAUCUACGACCUGUCGCUACAGGGCCCGGAAGCCGCCUUGAUUCAGUUUUGCAAUGUACCUGGGCUACGAAUUCUCGUGUGCGGAGGCGAUGGGUCCGUUGGCUGGGUGUUGGGCGCUAUCGACAAUCUGGCCAAGGUGCACUUCCAGAGGCAACCACCAGUGGGCAUUUUGCCGCUCGGCACCGGCAACGACUUGGCCCGCGUACUGGGGUGGGGCAGCGGGUACUCGGACCAGCCGAUCAGUGAUAUUUUGUUUGAGCUCGAAAACGCGCACAUCGCCAUGCUCGAUCGAUGGCGGGUGGACCUGAAUGGAACGAAGCGAUCUACCAUGAAUAACUACAUCGGGAUCGGCGUCGACGCCCAAGUGGCACUGGAAUUCCAUGAAAAGCGCGAGCGGUCGCCGUCGCUGUUUAUGAACCAAUUCAUUAACAAGCUGUGGUACAGUCGGUACGGCGCCAAGAACUUUUUGACCCGAACGUGUGGCAACCUCGAGACCAAGAUUGAAUUGGUCUGCGACAGCCAAUUGCUCGACCUGCCUUCUGGAAUUGAAGGCGUGAUCAUCACAAACAUCACGAGCUUCGCCGGGGGCUCGGUCUUGUGGCAUGAAGACUCGAGCGACGAAUAUACACACGUUCCGUCGAACGUUGCGAGCAAACCAACGUUGGGCCCGGCGUCGAUGCACGACGGAUUGCUCGACAUCGUGGCUGUGUAUGGCACUCUGCACCUCGGGCAACUCCAAGUGGGGCUGUCCAAGGCAUUACGACUGUGCCAAGCUAGGCAAGUUCAAGUGCGACUGAAGGAGCGCUUGCCGGUGCAAAUUGACGGCGAGCCCUGGAUGCAAGACCCGUGUGAGGUGGACAUUUCGUUUCACCACCAGGCGUUUAUGAUGGCCAAGACGACCCAUGAGCGAGACACAGUGACCCGUCAAGUGGGCGAGGUUUUGGAUUGGGCCGGGAACGCCAGCAUCAUCUCGUGGGAGCAGCGCGACGUCCUCUUGGCAGAAAUCACGCGAAGAGUACACGCCAAGAACCAGCAGCAAAGUGCUGUCGUUCGGCAAAAUUUCUCCAAAUAGAACUUCAGCCAAGGUCAUCCUAGUGGGAAUGUGCUCUCGCUCGAGCUUGAUGUGGGGUUGACGCCUGCUCUGGCAAAAAGGAUCAAAGUUGGGGAGUUUGAGUGUGGGUCUGCCUUCAUUGAGCUGUGGAACUUUCACACGUA